Messenger RNA from Corythoichthys intestinalis (scribbled pipefish), 2182 nucleotides. Its product is annotated as galectin-3. Bases 124 to 1227 code for a protein of 367 amino acids. The transcript has 7 exons. Gene Ontology annotation, cellular component: cytoplasm; nucleus; immunological synapse. Gene Ontology annotation, molecular function: laminin binding; IgE binding; carbohydrate binding. The record is from RefSeq and is a predicted model, not a curated record. Gene Ontology annotation, biological process: monocyte chemotaxis; macrophage chemotaxis; eosinophil chemotaxis. NCBI's taxonomy places the organism in Eukaryota, Metazoa, Chordata, Actinopteri, Syngnathiformes, Syngnathidae.
AGUGAGUUUUGGCGUAUGGAUAUAAAAGUUGAUUUCAUCGCUUCGGGCCGUCUGUCUGCUUCCAGCCAACCCGUUGACAUCCACACAACGUAGACUGCUACCACCUCUAACAUCACAGGAAACAUGGACGUAAGUAGUUCCCCGCAGUAUCAGAUGCAAGCGCAGUGUGCUGACCCUGUGUAUGGCAGUUGCCCGCCUGGUUCUGCCCCACAGACUAGCACCAUCUGGCCCAACCAGACACCCGGGAACACCUUUCCUAUGUGGCCUGCACAGAACACCCAACAAAUCCCGACUACCCAGCAGGUCCAGCCCACCCAGCAGGCCCCACAGCCUCUGCCAUGCUGGACCGGGCAGCCCAACACUCCCUGCUGGUUAGGAACUCAACCGUUGCCAGUCUCAGGACCCACCCCUCUCCCAGUCCCGCCUCAGGUCCUAACACCGUCCCCCGCCCCGACCACAAACGUAGUCCCUGCUACUACUCCAGCCCCGGCUGUGGCUCCAGCACCUGGUCAAAUUUGCCACCCUUGUUGGCCGGCUCAGUACCAGCCUGCCCAGCCCGUCCAGCCUCCCCAGCCGCCGGUUCAGCCUCAAGUACCCAUUCAGGUGCCAGCCGUAGCUCCAGUUCCUGCCCCGGCACCUGCCCCCAUUACCAGCCCCGCUCACACUCAGUCUUCAAGCAUCCAUCCAUCUUGGCCGGGAUGGGUCGCCCAUCCUGGUUGGCCUUACAACCCCGGACAGCCGGGGUGGCCUGGACAGAACCCGGCCCUGGUGCCGCAACAUUGGUUGCCGCCCACAUCCGGACCGCUUAGCGUUCCUUACAACCUCAACCUGGCCCGAGGAGUGUACGACAAAAUGAUGAUGACCAUCCUAGGGCAGAUUAAACCAAAUGCCAAAAUGUUCACUGUUAACUUCCUGCGAGGCAAUGACAUCGCCUUCCACAUCAACCCUCGCUUCAGCGAAGGGGGCAAGCAGGUGUUGGUUCGUAACCACAAAGUGGGCGAGCGUUGGGGUUCCGAGGAAAGGGACCUGAAAGGGCCCUUUCCCUUUGCCCUGGGGAGCCCCUUUGAGAUGAAGAUAUUGUGCACACAGGACUCAUUCCGCGUGGCGGUCAACAAUAUCCCGUUGUUCGAGUUCCGCCACCGCGUUCGCGAGCUCAACCAAAUCAAUAGAAUCAACAUCCUGCACGACGUCGUCCUGACUUACGUCAACGUGGAGACGCUUCCGUAGACCGCUUGACAAAUUCAGAAAUCUCAUCACUGACGUAACAUUUUAAAAGUGUGAUUAGCUUAUUCGCUGCCACAGACUGUAAUAGACGUUCUAUUUUGAUUUUUGAACAUCUAUCGCUGUCAAUAGCAUCGGGUGAGUCAAAUGUGUGACAAUAUUACACGUGUGUUAAGCUCCUUCACCAUUUAACGCACACUAAUACUAAAUAACACUGGGUAACAAUGAGUAAAAGAAAAUGUUGUUUUAGGUCUGACAGGUGUUUUUACCUCAUUUUUGGGUACAGAAUCCAACAGCUCCGCAGCUAAUCUACUUAUAAUGUUGUGACUACUUGCACACAGUGUUGUUUUUGGCAGCCCUUUUUAUUUUCGUUGUAGCCUCAUGAGCGAAAAUACUAAUUAGUUCUAGUCAUAUUUUAGUCUUUUCAAAAUGUGUUCAUCUUGUUAUAGUCAACAACAACGCAGACACAUUUUGUUUAGUUUAAGACAACAAUUACUCAAAAUGUUUUCGUUUAUAAACUUUAAAUGUUUUAUUCUAUGAAUAAAUAAAUUAAAGGUUUCCAACAAUUUCCAAUGAACGUUGACAGGGGGCCGGACCAAAUGUGGCUGCAGGCCGCUGCAGCAACCCCUGGUCUACAAGGACACCACCAUUUUCAUGAUCAUAAUACACAGUCAGCAGGAAAACAGCAUAUUAUCUGCAAUUAAUUAAACUCACCUGGACGCCACAAACUAUAUGUAAAAUGUUUUCCAAGAGUUUAAGAAGACACCGAGUCACCACGCUAAAUGCUAAUGCUAACGCGAACGCUAUGCUAACGCUACAAGUUAGUGUAGUGUGUGAUGAUCACUCAGCACAAACCUUUAGGGGCUAAAGUAACAUGGCAUAUCUAGCCAAGAUAAGAAAGCAAAACUUACCAAGCAGCACCUGACACAUACAGUUGUGGUCAAAAGUUUACAUACACUUG